CCCAUCACCACUGGAAUCUGUACAGCACCAGGCACUUGGGUUUUCCUGAUGCUCUGACCCCUGCAGGGCUGGGCACGUCUGGACUUUGAAAGACAGAAAGAAGAACUGCGAGAUUUUUUUCUCCCUAAGUUUCACAACUCCUCCUUUUUUGGCGGCAAAGGGACCAGCACUUGGUGUGGAGAUGGGGAACAUGGACGGGAAAACCGUGGAGGAGUUGAGCACCACCGAGUGCCACCAGUGGUACAAGAAGUUCAUGACAGAGUGUCCUUCUGGCCAGCUCACCCUCUACGAGUUCAAACAGUUUUUUGGCUUGAAAAACCUGAGUCCGGCAGCGAACAAAUACGUUGAGCAAAUGUUUGAGACGUUUGACUUUAAUAAGGAUGGCUACAUCGAUUUUAUGGAAUAUGUGGCAGCUCUGAGCCUGGUGCUGAAGGGGAAGGUGGACCAGAAGCUGAGGUGGUAUUUCAAGCUCUACGAUGUGGAUGGGAACGGCUGCAUUGACCGGGCUGAGCUGCUGAACAUCAUCAAAGCCAUCCGAUCCAUCAACCGCUGCAACGAGAAGAUGACGGCGGAGGAGUUCACAGACAUGGUGUUCAACAAAAUCGACAUCAAUGGAGACGGUGAGCUGUCCCUGGAGGAGUUCAUGGAGGGCGUGCAGAAGGACGAGAUGCUGCUGGACAUCCUGACCCGCAGCCUGGACCUGACACACAUCGUGAGGCUGAUCCAGAACGACGGCAAGAACCCGCACGAGGGCGGGCAGGAUGCCCAGGCUGCCCAGUAGCCCCUGGGACGCCUCCCCCUGGCCUUGCAGGGACGGGCUGCAGGGCUGGGCUGUCCCACACCCACCCGGGCUGGCCCUGGGGCCUCUGGAGCGCAGAGAGGGGACAGCAGCCAGGGCUCCCUGGGCAGGGGAGCAGCACGAGGCUGUACAGGUCAAGAACACACCAAGAACAUCCCAAAAUUCCCACCGAGGCCGUGGCCAACACCCCUUCAGUGGAGUCCAGCCAAGGGCUGCCCAGGACUUGGCCCCAGUGAGAGGGGUCCUGGAAAAGCAAAUCUAAACCUUCUCCUCCCAUUUGUAUUUCCAGAGCAAGAGGUUACCUGUUCUGGUCACUCCUUCCUUCAUCUGUUAUUAUUUGGUCAGCAGCGAUUAGUGAUAAUGUGAGUUAAAACAUGUUCCUAUGAGCUAGAAAAAGGAGAGGGGUGAAUGCAGUGGCUUUUCUUUGUUUAAAAGCAUUAAAAACAUUGAAUGGUGCCUUUUUUAACACCCCCCUGGACUGUAAGGAAAGGUUUCUCCCUGAAGCCUCUGGAAGGAAGGAAAUGCUUCCAGAUAAGCAGAAUCAGCAAUGCAGUAACCUGAGAGGGAGAAGCGUUGCAGGAAUAUUCCUGCAUGUUUUACCACCCGGAAAAGGAGCACCAGGAGGUUCUGACCCCCAUGUCUGUGUGGGGUUUGGAGGGGGGAGCUGCUACAGAGGGGUGAGACUCAGCUCAGAGCACCCUCGAGGAUUCCUGACAGGCAGGAAUCCUCCGGGUGGGAUCCCCAGGGCCCCGGGGAGCUCGGCCCUGUCCCUUCCCGGAGCCCUGGGCAGGGCUGGCAGCCCCGAGGCACAGGAGCCCAAACAGCCCGGGCAGAGCGGGGCCGCUCCUGCAGGGAGGCUCCUCAGCCCCGGGAGCAGCCCCAGGCGUGGUGAGGCAACUCAGGA
This is a messenger RNA of Prinia subflava (tawny-flanked prinia), 1703 nucleotides long. RefSeq names its product guanylate cyclase activator 1A (gene GUCA1A). The transcript has 4 exons. Gene Ontology annotation, biological process: positive regulation of guanylate cyclase activity; visual perception. NCBI's taxonomy places the organism in Eukaryota, Metazoa, Chordata, Aves, Passeriformes, Cisticolidae. The record is from RefSeq and is a predicted model, not a curated record. Gene Ontology annotation, cellular component: photoreceptor inner segment; cone photoreceptor outer segment. Bases 182 to 781 code for a protein of 199 amino acids. Gene Ontology annotation, molecular function: calcium ion binding; calcium sensitive guanylate cyclase activator activity.